Molecule: messenger RNA, 1502 nt
Organism: Haliotis rubra (blacklip abalone)
Lineage: Eukaryota; Metazoa; Mollusca; Gastropoda; Lepetellida; Haliotidae
Product: thioredoxin-related transmembrane protein 2 homolog
Exons: 8
Coding region: 49-828 (259 amino acids)
Cellular component (GO): cytoplasm
Molecular function (GO): oxidoreductase activity, acting on a sulfur group of donors, disulfide as acceptor
Source: RefSeq, a predicted model, not a curated record
CCGCAUAUAUAGCGCCAUCUACUAUAGUCGAUCCGCUUCCGGUCAAAGAUGGCUUUCUUAGGCGAUUGGAAAGCUGUUGUCAAUGCUCAUUAUUUCAGCAAUAUCCUUCUUGCUGUUUUAUAUUUUAUUUUGAAAACAACACCGACAGUUUGCACAUUUCUGUUCGAAGAUUGUAAGCUAGAAAUUAAAGAGUGGGAAUGGAUCACUUUUCUGGGCUGUGUCAUUGUGUUGAAGAAUAGAAAAGAAGCAACUAUCAACAAGUAUGUCUCCACUACUUGUUUGUUUGCCAAGAUGUUGAACUUGGUGAUGUUUUUCAAGCAGAGUCCUGGUCUGGGUAUAGCUUACUGUGUUUUGUGUUUACUCCAGUUCAUAUUUCUGCCAGAACCAACAUACCAAGGUCCAGAACAUGUAACCUACUUCCGAGGACCACAUUUAGAGGAGGAGCUGGAGAAAGAUACACGGGUCCGAUGGUUUAUCACUUUUUAUGCUGCAUGGUCUCCCAACUGUAUGCAGUUUGCCCCAUCUUUCUCUGAAGUGUCAGCUGAGUACUCCCUAAAUAAUCUGAAGUUUGGUAAAAUUGAUGUGUCAAGAUAUCCUGCUGUAGCUGAGAAGUUUAAGAUAGAUCAUAGUGCUUGGUCCAGACAGCUUCCUACUAUCAUCUUCUUUGAGGAUGGCAAAGAAAAGACAAGACGGCCAUUAUGUACCAAACAUCAUACACUGAAGUUCGCUUUAACAAAGGAAAACUUUGUCAAAGAGUUUGAAUUGAAUGAGGUUUAUAAUCAGUGCAAGAAGAAUCCCUUGGUUGUGAGAAAGAAAAAGGAUGAUUGAGAGACCCAUUUGUCACUGUCACCUGUCCAUGGUCACUCAAGUGAUAUUUAGUCAACAUCAACAUACUCAAGUUUCUUGUCUGUCCUGUAGAUUUUAAUAUAAGAACAUGGAAAGAUUAAUGUUUGACUUUGUGUAUGGACCUUCUGCAGCCAUGAAAAUAUUUGGUUGUAUUUUUGUAUAUAUAUAAUAUAUAUAUGGUAGUAAUUAUCCCAGAUAAACAAGCGUUUUGUAAUUAUUGUUUUUGUCCACCUGGGUGUUCAAUAAUUAAUGAUCAGAAAGUACAACAUUUCAAAGAAGUAGCCAGUUCUCCAUAAAACAUAAAAGCAGCCAAAAUUCUUGGUAAUUACUUAUUCUUAUUGAAAAAUACUGAUGCCAGUGAGGAAAUAUGUUUGUUAACACGUUGACUGCCUAUCUUAGUAUCACUACGAGUCAUCUCGUAGUGGCAAAAUGGUAUUUUGAAACAAGUUUCACAUGUUGGCAAAAUAGGCACAAGAAACAAAUGUCUCCUGGCAUUUUUUGUUAUCGCCAGGAGACGAUUGCUUCUUGUGCCUGUUUUGCCAACAUGUGAAACCGGUUUCAAAAUAUUAUUGAUGCAGCUACGAGAUAACUUGUAGUGGCAGAUUCGGCCAGACAUUGACACUACGAGUAUACUCAAGUGGCAGUCAACGUGUUAA